Galleria mellonella (greater wax moth) is the source of this 9834-nucleotide messenger RNA. Its product is annotated as CUB and sushi domain-containing protein 3. Lineage: Eukaryota; Metazoa; Arthropoda; Insecta; Lepidoptera; Pyralidae. The transcript has 11 exons. Bases 166 to 2643 code for a protein of 825 amino acids. The record is from RefSeq and is a predicted model, not a curated record.
UCCGCGGGGGGAGUGUGGCGACGCGCGGGGGGGAUGCGCGUACGCACCUGCCGCGUCUGUCCCACUCAGUCCGCGUUCGACAGUGCCACGCGUUGCACGCGCCAUGUUUUCGUAUUUCAGUGAAACGUCGCGAGUGUCGUAACGGAACGUUUUGUGAACAUUAAUAUGGAUGUGUUAUAUUUGUGCAUCGCCCUGCUUCUCCUGCCAGCAGGGUAUGCAGCAGCAUCAUGCCGUUUCCCGGGCGCGCCGGCCCACUCCCACGUCACAUUCUCUGACGAGGGUAUGGUGGAGGGCACCGUCGCCACCUAUACCUGCGAGCGAGGCUUCGAGCUCCUCGGGCCGGCCAGAAGGGUGUGCAAUACUAAAGGACGAUGGUCGCCGGACGGCAUACCGUUUUGUGUACUGAACGUCGCUGCAGGCAAGGCUCCAAUGCAAGCGUCCACUGAAGAGGGUGGGGUGCCACAGAGGGCGCUGGACGGCAGCACCGCUUCCGCCUUCAGCCCGGACACGUGCACCCUCACCAAGGCGGAGCGGGUGCCGUGGUGGUACGUCAACCUGCUGGAACCUUACAUGGUGCAGCUGGUGAGGCUCGACUUCGGGAAACCUUGCUGUGGACCGAACAAGCCGGCCGUCGUCGUGGUUCGAGUGGGCAACAACCGUCCAGACUUGGGCACUAACCCCAUCUGCAACCGGUUCACCGGGUUCCUCGAGGAAGGCCAGCCCCUCUUCCUGCCGUGCAACCCUCCGAUGCCGGGCGCCUUCGUCAGUGUCCAUCUGGAAGCGUCCACGCCCUCUCACCUGUCUAUUUGCGAGGCGUUUGUCUAUACGGACCAGGCGUUACCGAUAGAGAGAUGUCCGCAGUUCAGAGACCAGCCGCCGGGAAGUACGGCGACUUACAAUGGAAAAUGUUACAUAUUCUACGAUAGACAGCCGGCUAGCUUCAGGGACGCGCUCGGUUUCUGCCGGUCCCGCGGCGGGACCCUUGUGGACGAGAGCAACCCAGCGCUCCAAGGAUUCAUCAGCUGGGAGCUUUGGCGGCGUCAUCGAAGCGACAGUAGCAGCCAGUACUGGAUGGGCGCAGUGCGCGACCCCCAGGACCCUGACAACUGGAAGUGGGUGGACGGCAAUGACGUCACGGUCUCCUUCUGGAACGCCCCAGGCGGUAGCGAGGACUGCGCCAGAUUCGAUGGCAGCAAAGGCUGGCUGUGGGCCGACACCGACUGCCAAGCUCGAUUGAACUAUAUCUGCCAGCACCAGCCGAAAGCGUGCGGUAGACCGGAACAGCCCCCGAACUCGACGAUGAGCGCCGAGAAUUUCGACGUGGGCGCUUCAGUUGAGUACUCGUGUGACGAGGGCCACCUCCUGGUCGGGCCCACAGUGAGGACGUGCCUUGACACCGGCUUCUAUGAUGAAUUCCCGCCAGUGUGCAAACGAAUCGAAUGCGGCUACCCGGCGGAGAUACCGCACGGGUCAUACGAGCUGGUGAACGGGUCCGUCUCCUACCUGUCACACGUACAGUACUCAUGCAAGCCUGGCUACGAGAUGGUCGGUCGCUCACGACUCGUCUGCGACAUCGACGAGAGGUGGAACGGGCCUCCGCCACGGUGCGAUGUGGUCCAAUGCGAGGAGCCGCCUCAAAUUGCGAACGGGCGCGUCACAGUAGCCAGCAAUGCCUCUGUAUUUGGCUCUGUCGCGGAGUAUGCUUGCAUUCGAGGGUACAAGCUGCAAGGAGCGCGCAGAAUCACUUGUCUUGCAUCCGGAUUAUGGGAUAAACCCACACCACAUUGCCGAAUUGAGGAGACAACCACAUCAACCAGCACCACGACAACAACUACACCAUCCACGACCACCACGGUCCUACCCAUCCCUUCGAUCACAACACCCCCACUACUGCCCACCAGGCGCCCCCCGCCUCGACCUAUCUCGUCCCCGAGCCCCUUCUCCACCGCCGAACCUCCCCGGAGACUGAAGCCGAAGACAACUGAGCGACCCACCACGAAAGUGUACGAGAGGCCACCAGAAAGGAAGGUGACCGUUAGUGAUGCACAGGAGUCGCCCACGAGUCACGUGCCACACAUCAUAGUAGCCAGCCACCCAAGGGAAAAUCAGAUUCUGGGUAGCGGCCACAACAUACGAGCUGAGCAGACUCCUCGUGUCAACGUGCCCCAUCCGGUGGACGGCGAGCGGCGGGAGACCAUCGGCGCCCGCCUCAACCUCGGCGCUGUGGUGGCGCUCGGCGCGUUCGGCGCGUUUGUGUUCCUUGUGGCUAUAAUCACCACGAUAGUCAUUCUCGUCAGAAGCAGGAAACACAACGACGGCAAGCGGUACCGUCACCACGUGUCGCCGGACUGCAACACUGUCGUGUCCCUGGACUCGUCGUCGUCAGAGUCCAGGAGCGGCCUGAACAAGUACUACAGACAGGCGUGGGAGGAGCUUCACGAGGCCGCCGGCGCCAAACAUGGCCAUAGAAGAGACAGGGAAGCGCCCAAGGACGGGUCCGAGCUGGUGGUGUCCGAUGUGUACCCCGCGGCGCACGCCCGCGACAAGCGCCGCCACCACCACCACCACCACCACCGCGAGGCCCGGCACCCCGACUGGCAAGCGCCCCAUCGUCCCCACCAUAAUCAUAAGCCUAGGUAUUAAUGUCUUAUUAUAUAUGACUCAAGUCUUUUAUAUAUAAUUUACAGGGUUCAAUACGAACAUUUUGUACUAUUAAUUUUUAGGGUCAUAUUACACUACUAAACAUAUGUAUAUGAUCAUAUCUAGAGAGACCUGUCAAUUUAUAAAAUUGUUGAUAGAAUCAAUUUUAAAAUUGAUCAGAUUUCUACACUGCCUCUGGACAAGGUACAAACGAAUCUAUCGGUAGAAUUGUUUCGGUGAGCGUUCACAUGUGUAAGAAUGAGACAACACAUACUGCCAUCUUAUUCUAUCUCAUGGACUGGCUAAUGACAAGGAUUCUAUCAAUAGAUUUCUUUUGUAUCUUAUCUAGGAGGGCUGUAUUUGUAUCUCUAAGAGAUGCAUAGUUAUGAUCGCACAUUUUCUAGUGUAAUAUGUCUACAUAGGGUUAUAUUGCAUUGUUAAAUAUGUAGGAUCAUAGCUAAAUUAAUAACUGAAUAUUUAAACACUUUGACUGUCAUACCAUAAUUCUGUAAAUCUUGGUCGUCAGCACACCUGCAAUGCCUCUGGUGUCGCGGGUGUUCAUAGGCGGCGGUAGUCACUUACCAUCAGGUGAGACGCAUGCUCGUUUGCCCCCCGUAGUGUAAAAAAUCUAUAGAUUAUCAGAAAUCCAAUGAAAUUAAUUCUUAUCUUUUUAUAAUCUUAUCUUACUCAUAAAAUAAAAUCAAUAAAAUAACAAGAUAUAGUUAACAAGAUAUAGUUUUUAAAAUAAAUUUUACCUUAAUAAGACAAAUAGAUGCCGCAUUUUUUUUUUAAUUUUGUCAUCGCCUCAAUCUGUCUAUUUGUCUGUCUGUCUGUAUGUUUAUUCCAACAACAUGAAAAAAUUACUGCACCAAAUUAGAUAUGGUUUCCACAAUACUGUUAAAUUACUAUUUUAACAAUUACUGGUACUUAAUUUCUAGUAUAUUAACCAUCUUAAUACACCAUCUAAAAGUAUAUAUAUUUUAUUGAUUUUCCCUACUUCUAAAUCUAAUCUAAAAAUAUGACAAUAUAUGAUCCCAUACAUCUGACAGUGUAAUAUUACUCUUAGGUGGAACUUGAACAUUUUAGUCUAUUUCAUAGUGAGUUCAUUUUAAUAUGUAGACUUUAUAUAAAAUUAAAAAAAAAAAAAUAAACCUAGUUAUUUUGAAUUGUUUAUUUUUCUUAAAUAUGGGAGAAUUUUGAGGCUAGAUUGUAACCACUAUACCAAAUAUGUAAGCAGGUGUCAAUCGUUUUUUUUUUUGUUAAUUAAGUAUAAAAACGUAUGUUAUUUUUAUAUUGAUGCCACAUAUUAUGUAUUAUUGUGUUUUGCCAACUAAUUUUUUAGCAACUAUAAGUGAAUGAAAGAACGGUACCAUAUGUACUAUUCAUUUGUAGCAUAGCAUACUGCAAAAUAUGUGACGUCAAUUUCGUCUGAAUACCAUUGACAAUUUUCAAUAUAGACUAUUAAAAGAAAAUAUAGGUAAUAUAUUUACGUUACAUGUAAGUUUCAGUAUUUCCAUGUUUUUUUAAUUUGUUUUUUUUUUUUUAAUUCAUCCGCUUAAACUAUGAUUACCUUGAUCUUGUCUUAAUUAUAUUACCUAUUUUCUAUAACGACCUACUUCUGUAUUUUUUUUUCCUAAUUUUCAUUAUAUUAAUUAGUCUUUAAGAAUUUUAUUUUGUACAUAAAUUAAUACAUAAGUAGGGGGCUGUAAGAUUAGAUUGAAGUUAAUCAUUGUUCACGCUUUUUCCUAUCUGAAAUUAAUCUAUUAAAUUCUCUUAUUCAAAUGUAAAAUUGAACUGUGAAAUAUUGGAACUAUGAUUAAUAUAAAUUUUAGCAUUAAGUUUCAUAUUAUUAUGAACCCCGUAGAAGGUUCUUUUAUGUUUCUAGUUGACUAAGGACCGAAUGGGAUCCGUUUGGAUUAUAGUUUACUUUCAUAUUAUGCUAAUAUAUAAUAUCAACCCAUUCGACCCUUAUUUUCCAGUGAUUUAUUAAAUAGAAGUUUGAUUUAAAGUAUACUUAAUGUCUAGAUAUUAUGGUACAAAGUAAUUAUGUAACUCUAUAGCCUACGAAACGACGCAGUACAAGUGUUUACAUCGGCUACGUACCUAACUUGAAGAAAUUGAAUGUGACAUGUGCCAUUUGACAGGCAGACAUAAAAGGUAGGAAAUUCACAGUUAUAUUAAUUAGUAAUUUAUAAUUAUACUUUUCUUUUUUUUUUUUUGUUCGCAAAUCGUCGGUGGAAAUAGUUAAGGUGUUCGUUUCGCAAAUGAUACUGGCAACUGUGAAAACUUAAUUUAAAAAAAUACAGGUUCAUAGACAACGAAAAUUGGGUUGUCUUUUUUAAGGUGUGUUGGUUGGUACCGCCUGUGCGGUACACGCUGGCGGGAUACCAGUGCCGGAUGUAGGAUUGACGAUAAAGUUUUGAGUCGUUUCGUUGUUCAAUAAUUGUUUUUGAAGUCCAAAUUAAUCCUGUACUGUCUAAUUGUAUAGGGUUGUAGUAAAAUAUUAUGGUAAUGCAUAUUGACUAACGUGAACAUCCUUGUUUACGUCAGUCAAUACUCUUUAUAUAACCUAAGAAUACAAAUAUGACAUAUCUACUAUUUAACAGAGGGACUUUGUACAAAAGUCCUCUUUAUGGGUACCUUUGUCCCACUCCUGUUUCUGUUAUGAAACAACUGUGCACUUGCAGGGUUGUAUUUCGGCCUGAAGGGUGCGAUAUGGCAGUGAAAUUACUAGGUACGUAGGUGCCAUACCAUUGCCCUCAGGAAUAACAAUACAUGAGCAGCACGGUAUAUACUGUGAUGUUCAUAGCGCUGUUCAUAUCUAUAGGCGACGGUCACCGCUUUCAAUCAGGUGGGCCUUCCGUUAAUUCGCCAUGUUAACUUAGCGAAUUAUCAUAAAAAGACUAGGUAGGUUCUUUUAAGGCGAUAUUUUCAUAUCUUUUAUUUGGUAUAAAUAAUACAACAGAAACACACAACAGUCUCAAUAGGUUUCUUUUCUUUCUUUCUCAGUAGGUAGAUCCGGUCAUUGACUUCUAAAGGUGUGAGACUUUUUAAUGUAACUUUCUACAUGUCUGAGUGGUCCGUCUGCCCGUCUAUCAGACUGUCAGCCUAUAUGUCUGAGUGGUCCGUCUAGCCGUCUAUCAGACUGUCAGCCUAUAUGUCUGAGUGGUCUGUCUGCCCGUCUAUCAGACUGUCAGCCUAUAUGUCUGAGUGGUCCGUCUGCCCCUCUGUCAGACUGUCAGUCUAUCUGUCUAUGUGGUCCGCCUGGCCGUCUAUCAGACUGUCAGUCUAGCUGUCUGAUUAACAGACAAUUUUGUCAGCGUAUAUGUCUGUGUGGUCCGUCUGCCCGUCUAUCUGACUGUCAGCCUAGCUGUCUAAUUAACAGACAGUUUUGUCAGCGUAUAUGUCUGUAUGGUCUAUCUGCCCGUCUAUCAGACUGUCAGUCUAUCCAUAUGUGUGGUCCGUCUGCCCGUCUAUCAGACUGUCAGCAUAUAUGUCUGUGUGGUCCGUCUGCCCGUCUAUAUGACUGUCAGCCUAGCUGUCUGAUUAACAGACAGUUUUGUCAGCGUAUAUGUCUGUGUGGUCCGUCUGCCCGUCUAUCAGACUGUCAGUCUAUCCGUCUGUGUGGUCCGUCUGCCCGUCUAUCAGACUUUCAGCGUAUAUAUCUGUGUGGUGCGUCUGCCCGUCUAUCAGACUGUCAUUCUAUCUGUCUUUGUGGUCCGUCUGCCCGUCUAUCAGACUGUCAGCGUAUAUAUCUGUGUGGUCCGUCUGCCCGUCUAUCAGACUGUCAUUCUAUCUGUCUGUGUGGUCCGUCUGCCCGUCUAUCAGAUUGUCAGCCUAGCUGUCUGAUUAACAGACGGUUUUGUCAGCGUAUAUGUCUGUGUGGUCCGUCUGCCCGUCUAUCAGACUGUCAGUCUAUCCGUCUGUGUGGUCCGUCUGCCCGUCUAUCAGACUGUCAGCCUAGCUGUCUGAUUAACAGACAGUUUUGUUAACGUAUCUGUCUGUGUGCUCCGUCUGCCCGUCCAUUUGACUGUCAGUUUGCCGGGCUGUCAGUCUGUUUGUCAGACUGACAGUUCCUCUGCCUAUAAAUCUGUCUAUCUGGUCCGUUUGUCUGUCUAUAUCUUUGUAUUGUUAUCAAACAAAAUCCUUUAUACCAAAUUAAAUUCGUAGUCAAUUAGUUGUUUUUACACAAGUUUAUUCUUUUGUUUACGCGGUGGCAUAUGGUUGCCAAAAAUAUAACCCUCUGUAAUAAAAGUUGCUAGCAUCUAAAGUUAUGUUCUAAAUGUAGUUACAGGAUUUUUUUUUUCAAUAAAAGAACUCUAUUAUUUCUUCUUUAUGACAAUAUAGGGGUUUCUAUAAAAAAUGGUCAAUCCCUAGAUUAUGUCAAGCAAUCUGGAUGCGUUAUUUUAUAUUUUAACUCAUCUUUCAAGUUACAUUGAAAAGUCUUAUGCCUGCAGCAGCCAACAGCGGGUUCUUAGGUUAAAAGAACUGUUAAAAUUUAAGACAUUUGGGCAUAAACGGCCCCAAACGAUGUGGCGAGAUGUGGGUCGUACAAAACGAAAGCUGUAGCUGUCCCCGGUCGCCGUGUACUGUUAGUUACAUAUGACGUGACAUCGCCGCGCAUCUGUGACACUCGCGUCAUAGCAUCGAAGCGCUACAAUUAAGAUACUCAUUUGUAAUUUUGGUACAAGUAUAAAUUACAAUUUUAUUGUCCGGAAGGAAAAUAACAAAUUAACCGCUUCCGCCGACGACGUUGUGUAUAAUUGUCUCGCUUAUUACCCGUGGUCGGUCACAGCGUCACAGUGAAACGACGAUAGCGAUAGGCCAUUUGGUCGCCUUUCGAAUUGUAUUGACAAUAUUUUUUAAAGUGUUCUACUUUGGGCAUAGUUUUUUUUUUUUAUGGGAAAAUAAUUUUAACACUGGCCCGAGAUAACUUGUCAUUGGGGUCGAUUCAGAAGCGCUAUUUCUAUAAAUAGAUUAAUAUAAACUAAUUUUCUAAUAAAUUUAAAUCAACAUUAUUAUAAUUUAUAAUUUACAAUUUUAGUUUAUAAUUUUCCGAAAUUACCAAAUUGAAAUAUUUUGUUAAGAGAUAAAUAUGGUAUAAAGAAGUAAAUGGCGCCUCUGAAUCUGUUCCACUGUCUUCCAUCAGAUGCGUAUAUUUACCUAUAAUCUAUUUCCAACGAAAUUUUCUAACAGUAACCUACCUGAUGUUGUAAUAGUAGUCCGUCUGUCUGUCCGUCUAUCUGUUCUUUGUCUGUCUGACCGUCUGUCUGUUUGUCCGUCUGUCUAUCUAUCUAUUUAUCAGAUCUAUCUAUGUAUCAUUCUGUCUGUCUGUUUAUCCGUCUGUCUUACUCUGUGUCCGUUAUCUGUCUGUUCUGUCUGUCUGUGAGUUUGUCUAUCUAUCUGUCCGUGAGUCUAUCUGUAUGUCCGUGUGUUUGUCUGUAUGUUCAUCUGACUGACCGUCUAUCUGUGUAUCUAUCUCUCUGUUCGUACGUCUGUCUAUCUGUGUGUUUGUUUAUUUAUCCGUCAGUUUACCAGUGUGCCCGUUUGACUAUCUGUGUGCCCAUCUGACUAUCUGUGUGCCCGUCUGACUAUCUGUGUGCCCGUCUGACUAUCUGUGUGCCCGUUUGACUAUCUGUGUGCCCAUCUGACUAUCUGUGUACCCAUCUGACUAUCUGUGUGCCCGUCUGUCUAUCUGUGUGCCCGUCUGACUAUCUGUGUGCCCGUCUGACUAUCUGUGUACCCAUCUGACUAUAUGUGUGCCCGUCUGUCUAUCUGUGUGCCCGUCUGUAUAUUUGUAUGCCCGUCUGACUAUCUGUGUGCCCAUCUGACUAUCUAUCUGUUUGCCUGUCUAUCUGUGUUCCCCUCUAUCUAUCUAAGUGACUAUUUAUCUGUGUGCCUGUCAUCCCAUCUAAUGCCCGUCAGUCUAUUUGUGCGCUCAUAUGUCUGUCUGUGUGCCCGUCUUUCUAUUUGUGUGCCCGUAUGUCUAUUUGUGUGCUCGUUUGUCUAUCUGUUUGCCCGUUUGACCAUCUGUGUGCCCGUCUGACUAUCUGUGUGCCCGUCUGACUAUCUGUGUGCCCGUCUGUCUAUUUGUGUGCCCGUCUGACUAUCUGUGUGCCCGUCUGUCUAUUUGUGUGCCCGUCUGUCUAUUUGUGUGCCUAUCUGAUUAUCUGUUUGCCUGUCUGACUAUCUGUGUGCCUGUCUGACUAUCUGUGUGCCCGUCUGACUAUCUGUGUGCCCGUCUGUCUAUCUGUGUGCCCGUCUGACUAUCUGUGUGCCUAUCUGAUUAUCUGUUUGCCCGUCUGUCUAUCUGUGUGCCCGUCUGACUAUCUGUGUGCCCGUCUGACUAUCUGUUUGCCCGUCUGUCUAUCUGUGUGCCCGUCUGACUAUCUGUGUGCCCGUCUGUCUAUUUGUGUGCCCGUCUGACUAUCUGUGUGCCUAUCUGAUUAUCUGUUUGCCUGUCUGACUAUCUGUGUGCCUGUCUGACUAUCUGUUUGCCCGUCUGUCUAUCUGUGUGCCCGUCUGACUAUCUGUGUGCCCGUCUGACUAUCUGUUUGCCCGUCUGUCUAUCUGUGUGCCCGUCUGACUAUCUGUGUGCCCGUCUGUCUAUUUGUGUGCCCGUCUGACUAUCUGUGUGCCUAUCUGAUUAUCUGUUUGCCUGUCUGACUAUCUGUGUGCCUGUCUGACUAUCUGUGUGCCCGUCUGACUAUCUGUGUGCCCGUCUGUCUAUCUGUGUGCCCGUCUGACUAUCUGUGUGCCCGUCUGUCUAUCUGUGUGCCCGUCUGUCUAUCUGUGUGCCCGUCUGUCUAUCUGUGUGCCCGUCUGUCUAUUUGUGUGCCCGUCUGUCUAUCUGUGUGCCUAUCUGAUUAUCUGUUUGCCUGUCUGACUAUCUGUGUGCCUGUCUGACUAUCUGUGUGCCCGUCUGACUAUCUGUGUGCCCGUCUGUCUAUCUGUGUGCCCGUCUGACUAUCUGUGUGCCUAUCUGAUUAUCUGUUUGCCCGUCUGUCUAUCUGUGUGCCCGUCUGACUAUCUGUGUGCCCGUCUGACUAUCUGUUUGCCCGUCUGUCUAUCUGUGUGCCCGUCUGUCUAUCUGUGUGCCCGUCUGUCUAUCUGUUUGCCCGUCUGACUAUCUGUGUGCCCGUCUGACUAUCUGUGUGCCCGUCUGACUAUCUGUGUGCCCGUCUGACUAUCUGU